AUGUUGAGAAAUGCACAUGGUAGGACAGCCUUUUCCCUAUGUUUAUCCUUGAUUUGCUUAUCAAUUUUGAAUCUUUUUUCAGAUACCCCUGUAUAUCUUGGUUUCGGAAACGAUUUAGGAGUUGAUAAUUUGUAUCGUCUUCGCAGUAUUUUUCUACCAUUGGGAAAGAUUGGUGGUAAACCGUCAUGGCUUAACCCUCAACGUCUCCCCACAACAGCUGAAUUACAAUGCAGUGUAUGUCAUAAGGCUAUGGCGUUUUUGAUUCAAAUUUACGCAACAAGUGAUAACGAUCCUCCUCACGCCUUCCAUCGAGCCCUUUUCAUCUUCAUUUGUCGUGAUCCAGAAUGUUCCAAGAACAAUGAUGCAUCGAAUAUAGCCGUGUUCCGAUGCUGCCUUCCGCGAUCAAAUCCAUUUUAUUCUUUUGAUGGACCAAUGGAUCCAGAUUUAGAUGGCGAUGUUGCCGAUCCGCGCCUCCCUGAAGAUGCUCCCAGUUUAUGUCGAAUAUGUGGUUGCUACGCCUCUAAGAAAUGUGCAAAAUGUGGUGUUGCCUGGUACUGCUGCCGUGACCAUCAAGCACUGGAUUGGACAUCGGGACACAAGCAGGCAUGUGGUUCUGGUGAAGGUGAUUCUGCAAUAUCUGCUCCUCUUACAAAUCCCUCCAACAGAUUCCUAUUCAAAGAGUAUGGUAUCGAAAUGGAGCAGGAGUACGUUUCGGCAGAUCUAUUGGAGACCUUAAGCGACGAUGACGAUGAUGAUGAUGACAACGAUGAUGAACCAUGCAUUGACGAUGAACCAGAGGACGUCACAAAGAGGCGCAUGGCGGAGUUCGAGGCUUACGUAGCUAAAAAUAAACUUGUGAAUCGGGCUCCUCCUUUGAAGUUGGCUCCACCGUGUGAGCGGUGUGGUGCAGUGCGCAACUUUGAAUUACAGCUAAUGCCUCAUCUCCUCGCGCUCAUCGGCGUUGAUCAAAUUGGUCAUUCGAUUGAUUGGGCUUCCAUUUACGUCUUCACGUGUUCACGAACUUGUGAGAUUGAAAACAAUGGCUAUAGCAAGGAAUUCGUUUGCAAGCAAGACUUCUGUUGA
Haemonchus placei is the source of this 1083-nucleotide messenger RNA. Lineage: Eukaryota; Metazoa; Nematoda; Chromadorea; Rhabditida; Trichostrongylidae. The record is from the annotation of a GenBank genome assembly.